AUGCCUUGUUAUGCAAACACAAUUGUCAGGGUAAAAUUUGUAAAACAGUAUGAAAAAGAAAAAGAGAGUUUCAACUUUUUGGUAGUUUGGACUCUCGGUACUUAUCCUGUGGAACGUAAUGAUUGUGAGAUGGAAAUGACUUUGUUUGUACCUGUAAAUAUUGAAGAAAGAGAUAAUGAAACUCAAGCAAUUUUCAAAAAAGAUAGUUUUUACUUUGUUGGUGAAAAAAUUAUUCCGGGAUUUUACAAUAGAAACAAAAGAGCUAAAGUACUU
Messenger RNA from Diversispora eburnea, 273 nucleotides. Lineage: Eukaryota; Fungi; Glomeromycota; Glomeromycetes; Diversisporales; Diversisporaceae. The record is from the annotation of a GenBank genome assembly.